This is a messenger RNA of Mucor velutinosus, 834 nucleotides long. RefSeq lists its product as uncharacterized. The coding region runs from base 1 to 834 and encodes 277 amino acids. The transcript is spliced from 5 exons. NCBI's taxonomy places the organism in Eukaryota, Fungi, Mucoromycota, Mucoromycetes, Mucorales, Mucoraceae. The record is from RefSeq and is a predicted model, not a curated record.
AUGCAAGAAUUAUACCCCGCAAACCCAAACCCUCGAAGAUACAAAAUCUGCCUGAUGUUUGACAUGAGAUUUGGUGGUCCAUUUGUAUGCUUUCUAUGGCUGGUGUUGAACAUGUAUGUUACCGUCUUGUCCUUCCAGAGAAGAAGUCCCAUUUAUUCAUACCUCAAUAGCUCUGCCCUGGUUGUGCAAGGCGUGAUAUGUCUGCUGUUCUUUAUAUCAGCGUUGAUUUCCCUGUAUUCUUUUGCAUUGAACACGCCUCGGCAAUUGAAGAUAUCGCAUCGUUUGACAUGGACCAUCGUUAUCAUCUUCUUGGUCAGUUAUUUCGUCAACAUGAUCCUAUUUGGUGUUCAAAAACCACAAUUUGAUCAGUGGUGUAUCAACAAAUCGAGACAAGACACCAGCAAGUAUCUAUUCUCAACACCUCCCAAUAACAGCACACUGCUACCCAACUCACAGCUUGAGUUUACAUCAAGAGGAAAUGGACUGAGCCUUUACAAUUGCGCUCGAUUAUGGGAAGAUGAGGUCAAGUUUUCUGCGGUAGUGUUUGUUAUUCUAUUUUCUGUCUAUAUCCAUUUUGCCAUGUGUUUUUGGAGAUAUACUCAAGUUCGUAUGCGCGAAAUGGAAGCAUUUGCGUUUGAGAUGGCUAAUAGCAUGAUGCAAAACAACAACAUGAUGAAUAACAACAUGAUGAUGUCAAACGCCAAUCCAAACAUGAUGAUGAAUUUGGCACCAAACAAGGGUAGAUCCGUGCCUACAAUGCAGCAUGUAGAAAAGGAGAAUAACCAGAAAAGCCUUGCUCAAUUGACCAGAGCUGCUUUUGGUAGAUUGCGAUGA